AAUUGAGGGGGGGGGGGAGGAGUCUAAAGAGACGACUGGACAUAUGUAAAAAGAGCUUUAUAGCUCAUCGGGUUCCUACAGUGCGGUGUCAAUAUUUUGAUUCUGACAUUUUGUUCGGGAGAACGGGGACAAAUUCCACUGUGUGCCUCCCACCGCCCCCACCACCGAUGCCUUCAAAUUAAACCGGAAAUAUUACAUUUGAUACCGUGACGUUGAAGCGUGCCCUCCCCCAAAGCUCGGGGCCCGAGGCGAUCGCCUCGAUUCACUGCAACCCCCCACUCCCACCGCGAUCUCCUGCUCAAAAUGAGCAUUGGGGGUGCUCGUCUUCCGUUUACAGACCAGAAAUCAACCAGUGGUGAUUGUUUUAUUUACCCCGGAGGUACGAUGGGCUGAAUCAACCUUCCGAACUGGGAUUUCAUCUCGUAACAUUCCGAGCAUCUAACGCUGACUCCCACGUGGCUUUUUAGUUUUUAGUUUUAGAAAACCCCUGCGGGAUGACAGAAGGGUUAUCGAGAAACGGCGGCGUUGUCGUGGCAUCAGAGGAGGGCAGUAGUUAUAGACGUCAUUAGAGAUGACAGAUGAGACAGAUGUGGUGAGAGCAGAGGCACCGGUGAGACACGUGUAGUCAGAUGAGAUGAGAGAGAUCCAGGAGAGACCACUGUUGUGAGAGGAGAGAGAUGUAGACAAGACACAGACUUGCACAAGGUGAGACAAGAGAGAUACAGACAAGAAAGACAUGGGAACCGAUUAAUAAUAUUUUUUUGUUAAUUGCCAAUGUUUAUUGUCAACAUUAGGAUUUCAAUUCGAGCUGGCGUUUGGGUUGGAAAUCCACCGGCUUCUUUGCGCUGCGCGCGCUAACCGCAGCACCACCGCUCCAACAUCACUCCACCACACACACACAGAGAGAGGCACAGUGCGGGGCUUUGUAAACGUCGCUGACAGUCUCUCGGUUUGAGUCGUGAAGCCGUGACUGCGCGCGGCCGCGGCUGCACAGUUGAACGCGGGCACUUGAACGAAGCCUGUCGACUUGACUGAGACAGGAUCAUUUACCAUGACGAGCACAGGGGGAGUGGUGGGAGCGAAUCACCUUCCAUCAACACCGGAGCGAGGAGGUGGAGGUGGUGGUGGUGGUGAUGGUGGAGCGAGAUGCGACGAUGGAGGAGGUGGGGGAGGAGGAGGUGAUGGUGCCGACGAGGUGAGAGAGAGCGUGACAGAGGCGCUGAAUUACCGCAGUGAGUUGCUCCAGCGUCUGCAACAGCUGCACCUCGCCAGCCAGCAGGUGACUGUCAGCGGGGAGCGAACCCUGGCCGCGCUCGAGAGCCACUUUGCCGGGAUCGAGGAGGCGGUGGCGGCGGCGGUGACGGCGCGCAGAGAGGCGCUGUGCGGUGCCGUGCGCGGCAUGGUGAGCGACGCGUCGCUGCCGCUGCGAGAGUGCACGCAGCUCAUCCGCCAGCGGGUGGACGCCGUCGAGGAACUGCUUGCAGAAGGUGAGGCGGCCCUGGCGUCGUCGGGCCCGGAGCAGGAGUCACUCCUCGCGAGCUUCACUCGGAGGUCCCUGCAGGUGCAGCUGGGCAGCCUCCCCGAGGUGCCGGCGCUGAGCGAGGUGGCGUGUGUGCGGGCCUCUCUGGACGGGUCGCUGGGCCCUCGGCUCAGCUCGGUGAUCGCCGCUCACGGCCGCGUUGCUCCGCGCGCUCCCGUGCAGCUGGAGGAGAUGAACGCGCGGCCUGCCGCCGUGCGUGUGCGGUGGUGCAAGGUGGACGAGGAGUUCCCCGUGCAAGAGUACCUCCUCGAGUACUGCCGCGGUCGUACGGAGAACGUAGCGCAGAUGACCAGGGUGUACUGCGGCCCCGAUACCGAGUUCACGGUGGCCCAUCUGGAGCCGCACGCAGACUUCACGUUCCGCGUGGGGGCCCGCGAGGCAGGCCCCGAGGGCCCCAUCGCCUGGAGCGUGCCCGUUACGACCAGCACCCCGCUCCCCGCGCACGAAUGGAGGCCGGACCACGCGGGGUUUGCGCUGAGCGCGCAGAGGGACGUGGCGACGCGGGGCUCGGGGCCAGGGAUCACAGCCCUUUACUCGAGUCGACCCAGCCUUGCCCUCGGUCACUCCGUGAGCUUCAGGGUUGAGCGGGUGGGCCCUCUUGGGUGGGAUGACACCAUUGGGCUCUGCGUGGAGCCCCGAGCCGACGCCAAGUCCCUCCGUUGGAACGGCGCCCUCUGCAUCGCCUCCAACGGUGCCGUGUUCGUGAACGGCAAGGAGAUGACCAACCAGCUGCCCUCUCUGGCCGUCGGCAUGACGGUCACCUUCGGCACCGAGGGCCCGGAGCCCGGCUCCCCCGUGGUGCCUCCGGGGCCUCUGGGGCUGCCGGCAACUCUCCGCGGAGCGCCGCACAGGCUGCGCGUGAGCGUGGCGUGCGCCGAGCGGGAGGUGGUGUCCGAAUGGCUGCUGGAGCAGGCCUGGGAGGUCCUCUACUUCGGCUGCUCCUUCACCCACCCCGGGUGGAGCGUCCUGGUCUUCUGAGCGGAAGCCCCAGCGUUGCUGCCGGCCUCUCGCCGGGGCAGGACGGAGCGCUGUGGCGGGGCCCACGAUAUAUAACGAUCAAAUUCGUCGUUUGAAGGCGAGUGUCACGUUCGUGAUGCCCGCAGCUCGUUGUGUGCGGGAGAUCUAAUUAAUGCAUGAAUUUUCAACGGACGGGAGCGGUGGUGCAGCAGUUUGCUCGCUGCGCUACGAACCCGGCUACCCGAGUUCGAUUCCCGCUCGCGGCCAACACCGGUGACGAUUAUCUGAACCGGUUCUUGGCCUCGCCACGGUUGACUCAUCAUCAAUUGAGUACCUGGUGCGAUAUGUUAACAUUUGUUAGUCGGGAGUCAAUGGCACACACGAAUACACACACACGUUUACGCUAUGUGUAUUUGUGUGUUUCAAUGGGUUAUUUAGAUUCAUUCAAAUAAUUUGCAGUAGAAAAUGUUUAGGCUAAAAGCGCGUCACGUUGGACGUGUUUAACGAUCAUCGAGUGAGCGCGUGCGGCACGGAACAAGUCAAUUUGAAUUGGGAGGAGUAAGUUGGUAAACGUGGAAGGACGCGUGGCAUGGGGGUGGUGGUAGCUCGCGAGGAAUGGAGUCCUGGCGUGUGUACAGUUGUCCGCGCUCCUCGCUGAGGUGGAGGAGGGAACUGUAGUGAAGAGCCAGGGCAUGGCACCUCGAUCCCUGUGAGUUGUCCUUCCCCCGCACCUCCGAUUAGCAUGGUUGGCUACGUACGGCGUGAAAGAAGUUCAACACGCAUGCAAGCGAGAGGGAACGAGGGGGAAAUACGCCAAAACAAGUGACACAACUUGUUUCCAGAGGCUCCUGCUCACAGCUGGAGUAUUCUAGGUGCCUGUGGGUCAUUGUUAAUAAAAUUCAGUUCAAGUAUCUCCAUUGCUGUGGACAUUAUUUCGGUGGGGUUUCCGAGACUCGAAACUAACCGACUGUUGUUGUCCUCUAUGAAGUGCUUCAUCUGCACGGGACAAUUUCCUAGAUCUCCCUUGCAUAGGAGACAUCAGGCCUCAGCUGUCUCUCACCUGUGUCCAGCAAUGAAGUUAGACUGCAACGGACGACGUGACCGAGCGGUCGCGGGUUCAUUGCUCAUUGCAGAGGUCAGGGAUUCGAGCCCAGCUGCCACUGGUUAAUAUUGUGGGUGUAUUGAUGGUUAAUACCGUCGGUGUAUUGAUGGUUAAUACUGUGGGUGUAUUGAUGGUUAAUACCGUGGGUGUAUUGAUGGUUAAUACCGUGGGUGUAUUGAUGGUUAAUACUGUGGGUGUAUUGAUGGUUAAUACCGUGGGUGUAUUGAUGGUUAAUACUGUGGGUGUAUUGAUGGUUAAUACUGUGGGUGUAUUGAUGGUUAAUCCUGUGGGUGUAUUGAUGGUUAAUACCGUGGGUGUAUUGAUGGUUAAUACUUUGGGUGUAUUGAUGGUUAAUGCUGUGGGUGUAUUGAUGGUUAAUACUUUGGGUGUAUUGAUGGUUAAUACUGUGGGUGUAUUGAUGGUUAAUACUGUGGGUGUAUUGAUGGUUAAUACUGUGGGUGUAUUGAUGGUUAAUACUGUGGGUGUAUUGAUGGUUGAUACUGUGGGUGUAUUGAUGGUUGAUACUGUGGGUGUAUUGAUGAUAGCAUUGCGUGGGCCAUCUAUUUCACAGUGGGUGUUCAAGAUUAUGUGAUGUUAUAUAUAAAUAUAUUUUAAACGAGGAGGCCAAUGUGUGCCACUCUUACGGUCCAAAUAAAAAAAAAUCCUAAAAUCA
This is a messenger RNA of Petromyzon marinus (sea lamprey), 4272 nucleotides long. RefSeq names its product cytokine receptor-like factor 3. The record is from RefSeq and is a predicted model, not a curated record. Lineage: Eukaryota; Metazoa; Chordata; Hyperoartia; Petromyzontiformes; Petromyzontidae. Gene Ontology annotation, molecular function: protein binding.